AUGGCGCCCAUCAGCACCAGCACCUCUACAUCCAGCUCCCCCUGCUCCCGCCAGGGGCAGAGGUCAAGGGGCUGGGCCCUUUUUGCCCCCAACGUGCUGGCGGAGGCAGCAGCAGCAGGGCUGGGGGUGGCCCUGGACCCGGGGGGGUCGCGGGUGCUGCAGGCACUGCUGCCCCAGGCCCCCCUGGGGAUGCUGGGGCGGGUGCUGCCCCCCUUGGUGGUGGGGGGAGUCCCGCAGCUGCCCCCUGGAGGGGCGCAGCUAAAGGCCAAGGGGGUGGAGCUGACAGUCAAGGCGGCAGAGGCAGUGGCAGAGGGGGCGGAGCUUCCCCCCUCCUUCCCACUCCUCCUGGGGCAAUUAGCAGAGGUCUUUGAGGAGCAUCUGGCCUCCCUGUUGUCCCCAGCCAGCGCCAGCCUCUGCCUGCAGGUGGCACUGGAGGUGCUGCACCACAGCCAAUCGCCUGCCUGCUCCCGCCUCUGCGAUGCACUCAUUGGCCAGCUGGCCCCGCCCAUCCCCACCCCUACUGAGAGCACCCUGGUGUGGGGGUUGCAGGACCCUGAGCGCAGUCGGCUGCUGGAGGCCGCCAUGGCGGUGGUGGGGCCCCAGUGCCUGCGGGAGCUCUUCCAUCAGCAGCUGAAGGGCCACCUCCGGGGCGUGGCUGCCCACCGGGUGGCCAAUCAUGGGCUGCAGCGCCUGCUGGACCACGCCCCUGCUGAUGUGGUUGGGGAGGUGCUGUCGGAGCUGGGCCCUGCCCUGGCUGAGCCCUUGGCCUGCGGCCACCCCGGGGUGCUCACGGCCCUGCUGGGUGCCUGCUGCCGACACCCCAGCCUCCAGCAGGAGGCGCUGCGCUGCCUCUUCCAGGCUUUUGGCUGCUGGGAUCCACGGGAGCGACGCCAGGCCUGUGUGGGGCUCCUGGCCAGGCUCUGCCCCUUUGGGGGCGGGGACAAGGAUAUGGAGGGGGCGGAGCCAGAGCCCUCGCUGGGCCCCAUCACCCUCCAUGGCUCCCUCCUUCUCCAGCACCUGCUGCAUUUCAGGGACCCAGGGCCGGUUCUGGCAGGGUUGGAGGCGCUGCCCCACCCUGCGCUGGCUGCCCUGGCCCGCAGCCCCCCUGGCAGCCGGGUUUGGGACGCCCUCCUUGCCUCACCCACCGUCCCCACCCGUGCCCGCCGCCGCCUCCUCCGCAAGCUCAAGGGUCACUUCCUCUCGCUGGCGUGUCACCGCAAUGGCAGCCGUGUCCUCGAUGCCAUCUGGGCCUCAGCCUCUGCCCCUGCCCGUGCCGCCAUCGCCAAUGAGCUGGUGUCCCAGCACCAGGCCCUGCAGCGAGACCCCCAUGGCCGGGGGGUGGCCCGGACCCUCGCCCUUGACCUCUUCUGCCGCCGCCACCGCCUGUGGGAGCAGCUACAAGCGGCCCCUGACCGCCGCCGGGGCCUCCUGGAACCCCUCCUGGAGGACUGA
Molecule: messenger RNA, 1452 nt
Organism: Nipponia nippon (crested ibis)
Lineage: Eukaryota; Metazoa; Chordata; Aves; Pelecaniformes; Threskiornithidae
Source: RefSeq, a predicted model, not a curated record